AUGGUAUUUUGGCUAAGUUUGAUAUUUUUCUUUUGCUUUCUCACAUUUGCUUCCCCAACUCCACCGGAUGAUCCGGUCAAGUGUGACUCAGGCAACUCCAUGUGCUCUGUGACGAACUCAUAUGGAGCCUUCCCUGACCGUUCUACAUGUGAAGCGGCAAAGGUGGAGUACCCUAAGACUGAGGCUGAGCUAAUCUCUAUCGUGGCUGCAGCAACUAAGGCCGGCCAAAAGAUGCGGGUCGUGACUCGUUACUCCCACAGCAUCCCGAAGCUUGCCUGCACUGACGGAAAGGAUGGGGUUCUCAUAAGCACCAAGUUCUUAAACAACGUUGUCAGAACCAAUCGGUACGCCAAAACUUUGACGGUUGAGAGCGGCGUAACACUAAGGCAGCUGAUCGAAGAAGCGGCUAAGUUAGAGCUGGCUUUGCCAUAUGCACCGUAUUGGUGGGGACUCACCGUUGGAGGACUAAUGGGGACCGGUGCUCAUGGAAGCUCGCUGUGGGGUAAAGGAAGUGCGGUUCAUGAUUACGUGAGCGAGAUAAGAAUGGUUAGUCCCGGUUUGGCGUCUGAUGGCUACGUAAAGGUCAGGGUUCUUAGCGAGACUAAAGACCCUGAGGAGUUCCGUGCGGCCAAAGUUUCUCUAGGCGUUCUUGGUGUUGUCUCUCAAGUAACCUUCGAGUUGCAACCUAUGUUCAAGAGAUCGUUAACGUACGUUAUGCAAAACGAUUCGGAUUUUGAAGAUCAAGCAGUGACGUUUGGGGAAAAGCAUGAGUUUGCAGAUUUCUUAUGGCUACCGAGCCAAGGCAAAGUGGUGUAUCGAAUGGACGAUCGAGUCCCGCUCAACACUUCAGGCAAUGGCUUGUUCGAAUUUUUCCCAUUCCGUUCACAACUCUCGGCAACGUUAGCCAUCAUCAGAUCAUUAGAGGAGAGUGAAGAGUCAUCAGGAGAUGCAACUAAGACGUGUGUGAGUGCAGAGGGAAUAACAUCGUUUUUGUUUGCACUCUCAUACGGUCUGACUAAUAAUGGUACGACAUUCACAGGCUAUCCGGUAAUAGGAAGGCAAAACCGUAUGAUGUCGUCCGGUACAUGUCUUGACAGUCACCAAGACGGACUGAACACAUCUUGUCCAUGGGAUCCACGGGUAAAAGGCGAGUUCUUUCACCAAACAACAUUCAGUGUUCCACUCACAUUUGUCAAAAGCUUCAUCAAUGACAUCAAAGCACUAGUAAAGAUUGAACCAAAAGCUCUCUGCGUCCUUGAGCGCAGCAACGGCAUUCUCAUCCGGUAUGUCACGUACUCUACUGCUUUCCUUGGGAAAGAAGAAAAAGCUUUAGAUUUUGACCUAACUUACUACCGAAGCAAAGAUGAUCCCUUGGCACCGCGUCUAUACGAGGAUUUCAUCGAAGAGAUCGAACAAAUGGCGAUAUUCAAGUACAACGCGUUGCCGCACUGGGGGAAGAAUAGGAACAUAGCGUUCAAUGGCGUGAUUUACAAGUACAAGAACGCGAACACGUUUUUGAAAGUGAAAGAGAGAUUCGAUUCUUUAGGGUUGUUUUCGACCGCAUGGACUAAUCAAAUUCUAGGUUUAAAAGGAAACGUGACGAUUGUGAAAGAAGGAUGUGCAUUGGAAGGACUCUGUGUUUGUUCAGAUGAUGCUCAUUGUGCUCCCGACAAAGGUUACUUGUGUCGUCCAGGUAAAGUUUAUACAAAGGCUAGAGUUUGUACUCGAGUACAUGCCUAA
Molecule: messenger RNA, 1740 nt
Organism: Capsella rubella
Lineage: Eukaryota; Viridiplantae; Streptophyta; Magnoliopsida; Brassicales; Brassicaceae
Product: probable L-gulonolactone oxidase 1
Exons: 3
Coding region: 1-1740 (579 amino acids)
Cellular component (GO): membrane
Molecular function (GO): D-arabinono-1,4-lactone oxidase activity; FAD binding
Source: RefSeq, a predicted model, not a curated record